Messenger RNA from Sinocyclocheilus grahami, 571 nucleotides. It is a transcript of the gene grem1b, whose product is annotated as gremlin 1b. The record is from RefSeq and is a predicted model, not a curated record. The transcript has a single exon. The coding region runs from base 3 to 533 and encodes 176 amino acids. Gene Ontology annotation, biological process: animal organ morphogenesis. Gene Ontology annotation, molecular function: receptor ligand activity; BMP binding. Lineage: Eukaryota; Metazoa; Chordata; Actinopteri; Cypriniformes; Cyprinidae.
CGAUGGCCUCCUCCGCUCGGAUCGCGUGCGCGCUGCUCUUCGUCUGGGUUCUUCUCUCGAGACCCACCGAAUCCAAGCGGAACCGAGGCGCGAUUCCUCACCCAGACAAGAACAACCCGAACGAGUCUGGCCAGCAGCAGCAGCAGCAGCAGGCGGCCCCGGGCUCCAGAGGCAGGAGCCGCGGCUCGGAGGAGGUUCUGGAGUCGAGCCAGGAGGCGCUGCAUGUCACCGAGCGCCGCUACCUGAAGCGCGACUGGUGCAAGACGCAGCCGCUCAAGCAGACCAUCCACGAGGAGGGCUGCGUCAGCCGCACCAUCAUCAACCGCUUCUGCUACGGACAGUGCAACUCCUUCUACAUCCCCAGACACGUGCGCAGAGAGGAGGGUGCGUUCCAGUCCUGCUCGUUCUGCAAACCCAAGCGCUUCAGCACCAUGACCUUCACCCUCAGCUGCCCCGACCAGCAGCCGCCGACGCGGAAGAAGCGCGUGCAGCGCGUCAAACAGUGCCGCUGCGUCUCCAUCGAGCUGGACUAGACCCGAGAGCGACGCGUCAGUAAGAGCACGCUUGAUCU